This is a messenger RNA of Ascochyta rabiei, 3012 nucleotides long. RefSeq lists its product as uncharacterized. The transcript has 2 exons. NCBI's taxonomy places the organism in Eukaryota, Fungi, Ascomycota, Dothideomycetes, Pleosporales, Didymellaceae. The coding region runs from base 1 to 3012 and encodes 1003 amino acids. The record is from RefSeq and is a predicted model, not a curated record.
AUGACCAGCAAUGGCCUGCGCACGCAGUACCCCUACGAGGGCGGCAUGCUCAGCCCUCGCCCGCUCUACGACUUCCCCUCGCCGAGCUCCAACUACCCGUCUGGACUGGGAGCGUCGUCCCCGAGCUUCUUCCCCAUGGCCUACCAGAUCUCCCCACGGUUCGGUGCUAGCGCCUUCAUACCUCCGCCAGACGUCUUCGGCGACCGCAGGGACACGGUGCGCGAGAAUGGCGGCUACACACCGCGCGACCUGAGGAAAAGAAGCUCAGACGUCAUGAAUACAGACCCCGUUGCAAUGCACCUGCUGGUGGAGACAGCCAUAGGCGACAGUCAGUACUUCGACAUCCUGACCGUGGAGGAGGUGGAAGCCCUGAAGCAGGAGCAGAAGGCGCUCGAUGCGCGCUUAGGCACGAUCAGGAGGAAGCUGGAGUCCGAGACCAAGAUCCGCGACGCAACACGCUCGCUCACUCGACUGGCGUCAAAGAAAGGCAGCGGACAUCGCAGGGCACCCAGCAGCAAGGGCAGCAACUCAGUACAGGAGCAUGACGAGCAGUCGCAGGAGGUGCUUGAGGCUAGCAACAAGAAGGUCGAGGGAUUCAUCAGGGACCUGCUGGAGAUUGAGUCUCGAAUGCGCAUGAUUGACAUGCAGCUGCUCAUGCACACAGCUGCUGUGCUCCAACUCACACACCGAGGCUCCAACAAGCGCAAUGAUUUUGGCCCACUGUCAGACGAUGGCAUGAAAAGACCGGACAGCCCCGCCAGUCUCGAGACAUACGAAGUUGGCAGAGCCAAUGGUGUCGACGACGGAGAGGACACAUUUGACGACAGGAGCUUCUACAGGACACCAGAGAACCUUGACAGUCUUAUGACGGCAUUGCAGAACGGCACCCACCACCGUUCGCAGUCUGUGGAUCGCCAGGACCAGGCACUGAUCGCUAUGGGGCGACGUCUGGAGGAACUGAACGACUGUCUGCGGGAGCUCAUCGUACAAGCAAACCCAGAACGCAAUGAGGACUACGCUCUUCCACCGCAAUCACUGGGAGGUUUGCCGGACGCUUCGAGUAUCGACCGUCAGCUCGACUUUCUUGACCAAGGUCUUCGUGACACCAACGCUGAGCUUGCAAGUAUACGCAGUAAGACUCGGCACUUAAUGAGCGAGGUCGAAGGCCGCCUUGAGGGUAUCAACAACCAGCUGUAUGGCGUACUCAGCAGAUCUACGCCUGCUAAUGCUGAGCCAAUCCAGCCUCCUCCACCGAUCACAGGAGGAGGACAGGUCGACCAGUUCAACUACAUGGAAGGCUCUCUGUACAAUCUUGAACAGAUACAAGAUUCUUUGAACAGUCGACUAGACGAAUUGCGCUCGAAGCCUGCAGACAAAGAGGGCGCCGAAAAGGCUGAAAAAUACGAGACAACGCUCAUGGGGCUAUGGCAGAUCAUUCAGGCCGGCGAAGAAGAGGCCCGUGAACGCAAACGAGAGCGCCGUCGUGUGCUUGCUGACGACCCUGACGCAAGUGACGAGCUCUCACCUGACGAAGACUACAGCGCCAAUGAAUCAUUCUCGUUGCCAGCGUUUUCGAGUAAAGUGCAAUGGCUCUUCAGCCGUGCCAUGGGAAUGAAAGACAAGCACUCGGUACUUCUUCGACAAAUCAAGCAGCAGCGCGAGCUCAACAACAAGUCGGAUGCCCAGAAGGAAGAGCAGUUCCAGCGCCUGAACGAGCAAAUCUUCAGUGCGAGGUCUGAGAAGAAAACGAUGGAAGAUGAGCUCGAGCGUGCAAUGAGCCAACUCCAGCAGUUUGAUGAGCAGAAAAUGCAGGCUGAGCUGGAGGCCAUGCGGGACACACAAGAGCGCAAUGCAGGUCUUGAGGCUCAGCUUAUCAACAUGCAAGAACGCCUUGCCGCGUUCGACAAGGACCUCAAGGAAUCUCGAGAUCGCGCCGUUGCCUACGAGAACCAACUCAAGGAUGUACAAGUGAGUGCUGUGGCGUACCAGAAGCAAUUACAGGAUGCCGAGGAACGUAAUGCUGCGCUUGAGAAGGAGCGCAAAGAGAACCAGGAGGCAACUUCGUUGUACAACGUGAAGAGUAGGGAUGUAGAGGAUCGCAGCGCAGGCUGGGAGGCCCAGAUUCGGGAUGCUCAGGAGCGAGCUGUCACUCUAGAAAGCCAGCUGAGAGAGGCUCAAGAGGCACAGGAUGAAACUCGUGUUGAAGCUGCAGCAACCCAAGCGGAGCUGGCGCAAGCUCGUGCUAAGAUUGACGAUGUAGUCGUUGUUCUGAAGUCUGCCAUUAUCGAGAAGGAAACUGCUGAAGCUCGCUCUCUCGAAGCCACAAACGCGCUGAACGCUAAAGAGGAAGAGUACCGCAAUCUCGAAGGGGAUAUCGUUCGUCUUACCACUGAGCUCACCUUCGCCAAGGCCGAACUUGAUGGCGCUUAUGGCAGUCGUUCGCAGCGCGCUGCUGAGUCUGCCGCCAACCCUGCAAUCAAGAAAGAGCUUGUCGAGCUCACUGAGAGAAAUCAGUCUCUUCUUGCCGAGCUGGAGGCUCUUGGUAGGCUGCAAGACGUAGCAUCUCAGUCCGAAGCAGAGGCUCGCCAGUCCGAACGCAACCUCAAGGCCGAGCUUUCCGGUAUGGCGUCCGAAUAUGAAGCGCUCACUCGCGACGCAAUUCAGAACGAGAAGGACCGCGAGACCCUCGAAUCUCAGGUUGACAAGCUGCGUCGCGAGAAGGAGGCGUUGGAGCGCGAUCUGAAUGACGAGAAGGUUAGGUGGCUUGGCGUCCGCACACCAGGUACACCGGCUGGUGGCCCCGGUCAGCAGCUAGAUAUGGGAGCCACUAGCAUUCGCAUGAUGCGAGAUGAGUUCAGGAAGAUGAUGAGGGACCGCACGGCCGAGGGACUCAAGGCCUUGAGGGUUGAGCAAGAAGAACGCCGCAAGCUCGAAGCUGUGGUUCGCCAGCUACGCAAGGAUGCAUCACCCGCACUGCGACCGACCUUAUCUCGCCAGACAACGCAAACAUGA